AUGGAGGGAGAGCUGUCUGAUAUAUUACAGAAGUUUUCCCUUGAAGGGAAUGAGCUGGUAGGACUCAUGCUAGAGGGGGAAGACUUUCAAACUGGCGUGAGAGCUUGUGAAAACAGUAUCAUUGGGAGAGUUUUAGGAGAAAAAGUCAUUAAUUUCACUGGUAUUAAAAACUUUGUGGCUGUGGCCUGGGGGUAUCCCAGGAAUUUGUCUGUGGUGGAACUGGGACCAAAUGUGUUUCAGUUUAACUUACAAAACUCAGAAGAUAAAGAUAGAAUAGUGGAGGGAGGGCCUUGGGUUAUAGAUAACCAGAUGCUUGUUCUUAAAAGAUGGGUGGAAGGCAUUGAAGAUGACUAUAAAGCUUUCGUGACGGCACCUCUUUGGGUGCAGCUCUGGAAUCUGCCAGUUCAUUGGUUGUCUAAGGAGAUUGGAAGAAAGAUAGGGGGAGUGUUUAAGGAAGUUAGAGAUGUUGUGAUCCCUCAGGUGGGUGGCAAAGAGGGUAGGCAUCUGAAGGUCUUAGUCAUGGCGGAUCUAUCUAAACCUCUUCUUAGAGGUACUGUGGUCAGAAUAGCAGGAACUGGCAAAUGGAUAGCCUUCAAAUACGAAAGGUGUCCUGAUUUCUGUUAUAAUUGCAGAAUUGUGGGACAUAGUGAAAGGUCUUGCAAAGAUAGGAGAUUGCUAGGAGGGAAUACUGAUGAGAAUCAGUAUGGUCCCUGGAUGAGAGCCGGAAAUGUCAGGGUCUCCCCUCAGAAAAAAACUGCUAGAGUCUCUGAACAUAGUGAUAGACAUUACUGGUCCUUUAGGAAUGGGGAGUUGGUCGAACAGGAGAAAAUUAAAAGGCAUAGCAAUCAGAGUCUGCUGGAGGUCCUCAAGGCCACUGGCAGUGGUGGGGGUAGUAACCAGGAAGGUGAAAGUGAGUCUCUUAAGGUAGUCUCUCAUAAUAGAGUAGAGGGUCAGGUGAUAGGCGACAAGGAGGACUUAGAGCUACCUCAGUUUAAUCAAGAAGGGGAAGACCUCCAGCUUUCUCAUAUAGAGGAAGAGAUGGAGGAGGAUAUAGUUGAAGUAGUGCACAACCAAAUCCAGGAGUCAAGAGUCUUAGAGAAAGAAUCAGAGCUCGUAGUGUUUCACCAGGAAACCCAAGGCGAAAAUAAGAUGGUGGGGUUACUGGACAGACAGACCAGGAGAACUUUUAGAAAGUUAAAGACUCCAGCUAGAACCAGAAGACCUUUACAGGUGAUACAGGUUAAUGCUAAUCCUCAGGUGAACGUGGGGAAGAGGAAGAUCCUGCUUAGAGAUGAAGUGAUGGAGGAUGCAUAUCAGGAUAUGUGUCAGUGGAAAAAAACCAAACAGUUGGAGGAGCUGUAUUUUGAGGGGGAUAAGGAAAAUGAGGAGAGGUCCUUCCUUAAUGGGACCUCCAGGUGUAAAUGA
Molecule: messenger RNA, 1425 nt
Organism: Coffea eugenioides
Lineage: Eukaryota; Viridiplantae; Streptophyta; Magnoliopsida; Gentianales; Rubiaceae
Exons: 2
Coding region: 1-1425 (474 amino acids)
Source: RefSeq, a predicted model, not a curated record